AUGGCAUGGAGAUAUGGAGCCGGACCAGGAUGCACAGAAAACAAAAUAGGGCAAUAUGUUAGCGGACAAUUUAUUGGAGACAAAGAUUGGAAAUGUGUCAGUGGUUGCAAUGCAACAGGUAAACCACCUGUGGGUCCAGUGUACUAUACUUGUACAGCUGCCGUUAAAAGGGAAGACUGGGAACAAGGAGAGGAGAGUUUUCAAUAUACAUUUAACCACAAAGGACCUUUCGUAGUUAGUUAUACUGGAGCCAUGUGGAUGGAUCUUGCUAUACCAUUUAACGAGACGGAUAAUUCUGAUGGUGGUUGGAAUCUUCAAACGAUAGUUAAUUUAGGGAAGCGAAGUGAUACUGGUCUUCCUAAUGCAAGUCCAGUCACAGCUAGUAAACCAACGUAUGAGCUGCAGUUUCAAUGCAAACACGAGAUACAGAUACCAAUGGUGGAUCCUGACGGAGAUAAAGUAAGAUGUCGAUGGGCUGUCAAUGAGGAAUGCCAUAGUAUCUGCCAUACUGUUCCUGUGGCGACACUUGACGAGGAAACUUGUACAUUAUCAUUUAACGCAGACAAUUCCAACUUCAAGGAUGAUGGUUGGUAUGCCGUUGCAUUGACUAUAGAGGACUUUCCGAAGACCACAAUGAUACUAGGAAAUACCUCUUAUAAUACCAGUACUCCAAUAACAGCAGUGCCUCUUCAGUUUUUGAUUCAUAUCAAAUCGAAGCCACUAGCUAUAGACUGUAACUGGAAACCAAUAUUUGUCCCUCCGACACCUGCCAAGGGUAGUCAUAUUACUGUUCCUGCUCAUGCCAGUGUUAAUACCAAGAUGUAUGCGUCAAACGUCAGGAAUCCGAAAUCACAAAUGAUAGACAUAUCAUUAACCAGUCCUCCUGGAAUGACAUACACUGGACCUUUCAAUGACACCAAACACCCUGGUGUUGUAUACUGGGAUCUCAAAUGGACACCAACCGCUGGCCAGAAAGGUGAUAAUAUUCUUUGUGGAAUGGCUGAGGAUGAUCAAGGGAAGCUAAGUGACACAUACUGUUUUACUUAUAUCGCAUGGGAAAUAGAUGAAUGUGCCUCUAACCCCUGUCAGCAUGGUGGUACAUGCAAAGAUCUGUUCAAUGCCUUUCAGUGUUUAUGUAAUCCAGGUUACAAUGGAACAAGUUGUGAGAUUGAUACAAAUGAAUGUGUAAGUAAUCCAUGUAAGUUUGGACAAUGCACUGAUCAAGUAAAUGGAUAUAUGUGUACAUGUCUACCUGGUUACAGUGGAGUUAAUUGGGAUACAGAGACGAAAGAAUGUUCUAGUAACCCAUGCCAGAAUGGAGGUUCUUGCACUGAUCUGAUUAAUGCUUAUAAAUGCGCAUGUCAAAGAGGAUAUAGUGGAGACAAUUGUCAAAAAAUUUCAUUAUCUUUUGAUCUGUCCUUUUAUGUUGAAUAUACUCUAGAGAAUGAUGAAUGUUCUAGUAAUCCAUGCCUGAAUGGAGGUUCUUGUACCGAUCAGAUGAAUGCUUAUAAAUGCUCAUGUCAAAAAGGAUAUAGUGGAGAUAAUUGUCAAAUGAAUGUCAGCGAUAUUUCUCCCAAAAAAGAAUCCACUCGCCAGGACUGUCUUUCAUCAAAUAAAGUUUGGCCUUUGUUGAUUGUAUUGUUGUUCAUAGUGUGUUGUUUGGCAACAGUAUGCAUACUGCUAUCGCUUUAUGUUCGAAAGAUCAAAAGAAUGGGAAAAAAAUCAAAACUAGAUGCAUCAUCAUCAGACACUGUUGUUGAAUUUAAAUUCAAAAUGGCAUGGAGAUAUGGUGCCGGACCAGGGUGCACAGAAACCAAAAUAGGACAAUAUGUUAGCGGAAGUUUUAUUGGCGACAAGGAUUGGAAAUGUGUCAGUGGUUGCAGUGCAACAGGUAAACCACCUGUGGGACCAGUGUACUAUACAUGUACAGCAGCCGUUAAAAAGGAAGACUGGGAACAAGGAGAGAAGAGUUUUCAAUAUACGUUUACGCAAAAAGGGCCUUUUGUUAUUAGUUAUACUGGAGCCAUGUGGAUGAAUCUUGCUCUACCAUUUAGUCAGACGGGUAAUUCUGAUGGAGGAUGGAAUCUUCAAACGAUAGUUAAUCUAGGGAAGCGAAGUGAUACUGGUCUUCCUAAUGCAAGUCCAGUGACAGCUAGUAAACCAUUAUACGAGCUGCAGUUUCAAUGCAAACAUGAGAUACAGAUACCAAUGGUUGAUCCUGACGGAGAUAAAGUAAGAUGUCGCUGGGCUGUCAAAGAAGAAUGUCAUAGUAUCUGUAAUGCUGUUCCAGUGGCCACACUUGACGAGGACACAUGUACAUUAGCAUUUAAUGCUGACAAUACUAACUUCCAGGACGGUGGUUGGUAUGCUGCUGCAUUGACUAUAGAGGACUUUCCAAAGGCCCCAAUGCUCAUUGGAAAUACCUCUUAUAAUACAAGUACUGCAAUAACAGCAGUGCCUCUUCAGUUUAUAAUUCAUGUCAAAUCCAAGCCACUAGAUUGUAACUGGAAACCGAUAUUUGUGUCUCCUACACCUACCCAGGGAAGUCAUAUUACUAUUCCUGCCCAUGCCAGUGUUAAUACCAAGAUGUAUGCUUCAAACGCAAGGAAUCCGAAAUCACAAGUGAUAGGCAUAUCAUUGACAAGUCCUCCUGGAAUGACAUACACAGGACCAUUCAAUGACACCAAACACCCUGGUGUAGUUUACUGGGAUCUUAAAUGGACGCCCACAGCUGCACAGAAAGGUGAUAAUAUUCUUUGUGGUAUGGCCGAGGAUGACCAAGGGCAGUUAAGUGACACAUACUGUUUUACUUAUAUUGCAUGGGAUCACGACCCAUGCGCAAGUACACCGUGUUAUCACAACGGUUCAUGUAUAAGAAGAGGAUCUACACAAAAUUAUGACUGCAUCUGUCCUGGAUAUACAGGGAAAUUAUGCGACUCAGAAAUAGAUGAAUGUGCGUCCAAUCCAUGUCAGCACGGGGGUACAUGCACAGAUCUGUUUAAUGCCUUUCAGUGUUCGUGUAAUCCAGGUUACAAUGGAACAAGUUGUGAGAUUGAUAUCGAUGAAUGUAGCAGCAAUCCAUGUCAGAAUAAAGGAACGUGUAAAGAUGGCGUGAAUAGUUAUACCUGUGAUUGUCAACCUGGUUAUUCCGGAAUCAACUGUCAGUCAGAAAUCAAUGAAUGCUUAAGUAACCCAUGUCUUAAUGGUGCCACAUGUACAGACAAAGUCAAUAGCUAUUCAUGUGUAUGUGCAUCAGGAUUCUCAGGAGUGACUUGUCAAAUAGAUAUAAACGAGUGCGUUAGUAAUCCAUGUAAAUUUGGACAAUGUCAUGACCAAGUUAAUGGAUACAUGUGUACAUGUCUACCUGGGUACAGUGGCGUUAAUUGUGAUGCAGAGACUGAUGAAUGUUCUAGUAACCCAUGCCAGAAUGGAGGUUCUUGUACCGAUCAGAUGAAUGCUUAUAAAUGCGCAUGUCAGAAAGGAUAUAGUGGAGACAAUUGUCAAAUAAAUUUCAGCAAUAUUUCGCCACGUAAAGAAUCUGUAAGCCGGGAUUGUCUUUCGUCAAAAGAAGUUUGGCCUAUGUUGUUUGUUUUGUUGUUCAUAGUGUGUUGUUUGACAACAGUAUGCAUACUGCUUGCACUGUAUGUUCGAAAGAUCAAAAGAAUGGUUAAAAACUCUAAACUAGAUGAUGCAGCAUUUUCAGAUCCUGUUCACAUGAUAUCACCUCCAUUGAUAGAUAUUAAUGAAUGCAACAGUGGACCUUGCCAAAACGGAGGGAAAUGUCUCGACCAGGUAGACGGGUUUACUUGUGUAUGUACGACAGGUUAUACUGGAACAAAAUGUGAAACAGAUAUUGACGAAUGCAGUAGUUCACCUUGUAAGAAUGGUGCUAAAUGCAGUGACAAUGUAAAUAGUUAUACAUGUAAUUGUUUGCUGGGAUAUACAGGUGUACAUUGUGAAACAGAUAUUGACGAGUGCGGUAGUAAUCCAUGUCAACAUGGAGGAACGUGUAGUGAUCAUGUAAACAAAUAUACAUGUCAGUGUCCGCUUGGGUAUAGGGGACAAAGCUGUGGUCAAGAUAUAAACGAAUGUGCUAGUAAUCCUUGCAAGCAUGAUGGAACGUGUCACGAUAAAGUAAACAAAUACACAUGUGACUGUAAAUCUGGUUAUACUGGAGCUAAUUGUGAGACAGAUGUUGAUGAGUGUGCCAGCGCACCAUGCCAGAAUAAUGGAUCAUGUGUUGAUAAUGUAAACAAAUAUACCUGCCAAUGCUUACCUGGAUUUCUAGGAAGUCAUUGUGAACAUGAUACCGACGAAUGUGCUAGUCAGCCAUGCUCUAACGGUGGUACUUGUCAAGAUAGAGUAAAUGGAUAUGUUUGUAGUUGUAUGCCAGGAUAUACUGGGACAACAUGUGUUAUAAACAUUGAUGACUGCACACCAAAUCCAUGCAAACACAACGGCAUUUGUCAAGAUAAAGUAAAUGGAUUCAAAUGUAUUUGUCCUGCCGGGUAUUCUGGAGCUAGAUGUGACAAUGACGUUGACGAAUGUACCAGCAAUCCAUGUCAAAACGGAGGGACAUGUGCUGAUAAAAUCAAUGAUUUUAGUUGUUCCUGUGUCCCAGGUUAUACUGGAAAGAAAUGCCAGACAGACAUUAACGACUGUUUUAGGCGGCCAUGUGAACACGGAGCGACAUGUAUUGAUUUAGUAAAUGAUUAUUCUUGUAUUUGCCCUUCUGGUUAUACAGGACGAAAUUGUCAGACAGAUAUCGAUGAGUGUUCUCCUAACCCAUGUUCAAACGGUGGACAAUGUUUUGACAAAGUUGAUAAUUACACAUGUGUUUGUAAAACUGGAUUCACUGGGAAUGACUGUCAAAUAGAUAUUGAUGAUUGUCAACCGAACCCAUGUCAGAAUGGAGCCACGUGUACAGAUAAAGUAAAUAGUUACAGUUGUGCCUGUUUACCAGGGUAUACAGAUCAUGAUUGUGCAACAGAUGUAAAUGAAUGUUUGUCUCUCCCGUGUAAAAAUGGUGGAAGUUGUUCAAAUUUAAUUGAUAAUUACACAUGUUCUUGUAUGUCUGGUUAUAACGGAUAUAAUUGUGAACUAAAUAUUGACGAGUGUUCAUCUAACCCUUGCCAACAUGGUGGUUCAUGUAAUGAUCUAAUCAACAAAUAUCAAUGUACCUGUUUGCCUGGAUUUACCGGAAACAACUGUCAAAUAGACAUAAAUGAAUGUUCAAGUACACCAUGUCAACAUGGCGGCACAUGUUCUGAUGAGAUAAAUGGAUACUCUUGCUCAUGUUCGCCUGGCUAUACUGGAACCGAAUGUCAAAUAGAUAUAAACGAAUGUAGCAGUUAUCCAUGUCAAAAUGGUGCAACGUGCAAUGAUGAGGUCAACGGAUAUUCUUGCUCAUGUGUCGCAGGAUAUACAGACGUUCACUGUAUAACAGAUAUUUAUGAAUGUGGAAGCACUCCUUGUCAGCAUGGUGGCAACUGUACAGACAACAUUAACUACUAUACAUGUCAGUGUCCUGCAGGAUAUUCUGGGGAUAAUUGUCAAAUAGAUAUAAACGAGUGUAGUAGUUCUCCUUGCAAACAUGACGGUAGUUGUGCAGAUCAUAUAGACAGUUAUUCGUGUACCUGCAAGCCUGGAUAUACUGGAACCAACUGCGAAACAGAUAUCGACGAAUGUUCUACUACACCUUGUAGAAAUAAUGGUACAUGUACAGACCUUAUCAAUAAGUACACUUGUCAAUGUCAACCUGGAUUCAAUGGUAUCACUUGCCAAAUAGAUGUAGAUGAGUGUGCUAGUCAGCCAUGUUCAAAUAAUGGUACAUGCCAUGACCAGGUGAAUGGUUAUGUCUGUAGCUGUAUGCCUGGAUAUACGGGAAAGGAUUGUGUCAUAAAUAUUGAUGAGUGUUCCCCAAAUCCAUGUCAGAACAAUGGUAUAUGUCAAGACCAAGUCAAUGGAUUCAGAUGUAUAUGUCCAAAAGGAUAUUCUGGUGCUAGAUGUGAUAAUGAUGUAGACGAAUGUUUAAGUUCUCCCUGUCAGAAUGGAGGUACCUGUUCUGAUCUGUUAAAUGACUUUUCCUGUUCCUGUAACCCUGGUUACACUGGAAAGAAAUGUGAAACCGAUAUUAACGAAUGUUUACGCCGGCCUUGUGAGCAUGGUGCAACAUGUUCUGACCUCGUUAACGAUUAUAACUGCACAUGUGCACCUGGAUAUACCGGAAGACAUUGUCAUACAAAUAUUGAUGAGUGUUCAAGUAACCCGUGCCAAUAUGGUGGACGAUGUAUAGAUAAGGUGAACGAUUAUGAAUGUGUUUGUCUUCCAGGUUAUACCAAUAAAAAUUGCUCUACAGAUAUUGACGAUUGUAUACCAAAUCCAUGCAGAAAUGGUGCAACAUGUAGUGACCAAGUAAAUAGUUACAACUGUGCAUGCGUUCCUGGUUAUAAUGAUAAAAAUUGUGGGACAGAUAUUGACGAAUGCUAUAGAUCACCAUGUCAAAAUGGCGGUAGUUGUACAAACUUGAUAAAUAACUAUACAUGUUCCUGCAAAUCAGGUUAUACUGGAUAUAACUGCGAAACUGAUGUCAACGAAUGCUCAUCUUCACCAUGUUUGAAUGGUGCGAGUUGCCUUGACCAGAUCAAUAAAUAUACGUGUAUAUGUGUACAAGGAUACACCGGGUAUAACUGUCAGAUUGACAUAAACGAAUGCACAAGUUCCCCAUGUCGUCAUGGUAACUGUACAGACGAUGUGAAUGGUUACAAUUGUUCCUGUUCCCCUGGUUACAACGGCUAUAACUGUGAUAUAGAUAUAAAUGAGUGUUUAAGUACUCCGUGUCAACAUGGUGGAACCUGCAGAGAUCACGUGGAUUUUUACACAUGUGAUUGUAUGCCAGGAUUUACCAACUAUAAUUGUGAAACAGAUAUUGAUGAAUGUGGAAGUUCUCCUUGUCAAAAUAAUGGCACUUGUCAUGAUCAAGUGAAUGGUUAUACGUGUCAAUGUCUUCCCGGGUAUACUGGAACCUUCUGUCAAACAGACAUCAACGAAUGUAAUAGUUCACCAUGUAGGAAUGGUGGCAACUGUCAUGAUUUGGUCAAUAAUUAUGAAUGCAGCUGUCGUCCCGGUUUUAGUGGCAGAAACUGUGAUGGAGACAUUGAUGAAUGUUUGGGUAGACCCUGUAAACAUGGAAGUCGAUGUAUAGAUAAAGUGGAUGACUACGAGUGUAUCUGUCGUUCUGGGUAUAAUGAUAAAAACUGUUCUACAGAUAUAAAUGAGUGUUUAAGUGGUCCUUGUAUGAACAAUGGUACAUGUAUGGAUGAAGUCAACGGGUUCACUUGUAAUUGUAAUGCAGGAUACACUGGAAUUAAUUGUGAAAUAGAUAUAAAUGAAUGUGCUGGAGGUCCAUGUAAAAAUGGCGCAUCGUGCAAUAAUCUGAUUAAUCAGUAUACUUGCACAUGCUUACCUGGUUACACUGGAUAUAACUGCACUCAUGAUAUUGAUGAAUGUUAUAGUUCUCCGUGUCUAAAUGGUGCUACAUGUCACGACCAGGUUAACAGAUAUAACUGUCAGUGUGUACCAGGAUAUAGUGGGACGUUCUGUGAAACAGACAUAAACGAAUGUAAAGUUGCUCCCUGUAUAAAUGGUGGAACAUGCCAUGACCUCAUAAAUAAUUACAAUUGUUCCUGUCUACCUGGCUAUAGUGGACGAAAUUGUGAUGGAAACGUGGAUGAAUGCCUAUCUGUGCCUUGUCAACACGGAGGACGUUGCAUUGAUAAAAUCUACGACUACGACUGCAUUUGUCAUGCAGGAUAUACAGAUAAGAAUUGUUCUACAGAUAUAAACGAAUGCUCUAGUAAUCCCUGUUUGAACAAUGGCACAUGUCUAGAUCAGAUAAAUGGUUAUACAUGUAAUUGUGAUUUAGGAUAUAAUGGAUUGAAUUGUGAAACAGAUAUUAAUGAAUGUGCCAGAAACCCGUGUAAAAAUGGAGCCUUAUGCAACGAUUUGAUAAACUUAUACACAUGUACCUGUGUACCUGGUUAUACGGGAUACAAUUGUUCUCGGGAUAUUGAUGAGUGUGACAGUACUCCUUGCCAGCAUAGUUCUACCUGUCAUGACCAGGUGAACGGAUUUGUCUGUCAAUGUUCCCCGGGAUAUACUGCAAAAGUUUGUGAAACAGAUAUUGAUGAAUGCAAAAGUAGUCCAUGCAUAAAUGGAGGCACGUGUCAUGAUUUGAUCAAUAACUACAAUUGUUCCUGUCAACCUGGCUACAGUGGGCGAAAUUGUGAUGGAAAUAUAGAUGAGUGUUCAAACCAGCCAUGUCAAUAUGGUAGUCGAUGUAUAGACAAAAUUGAUGACUAUGACUGUGUAUGUCGUUCUGGAUAUACGGACAAAAAUUGUUCUACAGAUAUAAAUGAAUGUUCUGUAAAACCUUGUAUGAACAACGGCACAUGUGUAGAUCAAAUCAAUGGAUACAUUUGCGUUUGCGAUUCAGGCUAUACUGGAAUAGAUUGUGAAACAGAUAUCAAUGAAUGUGCCAGAGGUCCUUGUAAGAAUGGAGCCACAUGUAAUGACUUAAUUAACUUGUAUACAUGUACCUGUUUGCCUGGUUAUACUGACUAUAACUGUACCAUAGAAAUUGAUGAAUGUUUGAGUAACCCAUGUCACAAUGGUACCUGUGAGGAUCGUAUCAACAGUUAUGGAUGUCGUUGUUCUCCAGGGUAUACAGGGACAAAUUGUGAUAAAGAUAUUGAUGAGUGUACCAGAUAUUCUUGUGAGAAUGGUGCUACCUGUAAUAACUUGGUGAACAACUAUACUUGUAACUGUGUUCCUGGAUAUGAUGGUUAUAACUGUCAACAUGAAAUAAACGAAUGCAAUUCAACUCCAUGCCAGAAUGGUGGAUAUUGCCAAGAUCACGUUAACAACUAUACUUGUGACUGUAAACCUGGUUAUGUCGGAUAUAACUGUGAAACUGAUUUCCAAGAGUGUGAUAGUUCACCAUGUGUUAAUGGAACGUGUACCGACUUGGUAAACAACUACCAUUGCAAUUGUACACCUGGAUAUUAUGGGAUUGAUUGUGAUACAGAUAAUAACGAAUGUUUCAGUAGACCCUGCCAGCAUGGUUCAAAGUGUAAUGAUUUAGUCAAUGAUUAUAGCUGUACCUGUCUCCCUGGUUAUACUGGAAAAGAAUGCGAAAAAGAUGUAGAUGAGUGUUUGCAGAAUAACUGUACAAAUGAAUCUACUUGUAUAGAUAGUAUACAUGGAUACACAUGCCACUGUUUGCCAGGGUUUUCGGGAGUGUACUGCCAGAUAGAUAUCGAUGAAUGUCAAAGUGGACCAUGUAAAAACAGCGGAAAAUGUAAUGACUUGAUCGAUGCUUUUAAUUGUUCCUGUGCUUCAGGAUUCACAGGAUUUCACUGUGAUAUAGAUAUAGACGAGUGUGCAACAAAUCCAUGUGCAAAUAAGAUCAAGUGUAUUGAUCAUAUUAAUGACUACGAAUGUAUUUGUUUGGCAGGAUACGUCGACAAAAAUUGUUCAACAGAUGUGGAUGAAUGUGCGUCCAAUCCUUGUCAACAUAACGGUACAUGUACAGAUUUAAUAAACAUGUACAAGUGUAGCUGUUCUGAUGGAUAUAGCGGAACAAACUGUGAUAUUGAUAUAAAUGAAUGUGCAAGUAAUCCUUGUGAACAUGGUGGUAAAUGUAAUGACCUCAUUGAUGUGUACAACUGUACUUGUCCCCCUGGUUAUACUGGAUAUAACUGCCAAUCAGGAAAUCAUCUAUAUAUUGACGAAUGUUUGAACAAUCCAUGUGAACACAAUUCUACAUGUAACAAUGAAAUAAAUAAAUAUACAUGUACCUGUCUGCCUGGUUAUGCUGGAUAUAACUGUUCUAUAGAUAUCAAUGAAUGUGGUAGACGACAAUGUUUACAUGGAGCAACCUGUAACGAUUUGGUUAACAACUAUACUUGUGAUUGUAUCCCUGGGUAUGAAGGUUAUAACUGUGAAAUUGAUAUCGAUGAAUGCCAGAGUAAGCCAUGUCAGAAUGCAGGAUAUUGUAAAAAUCUUCUAAAUUCCUAUAAAUGUGAUUGCUUACCUGGUUAUGCAGGAAUUAAUUGUGAAAAAAAUAUAAAUGAGUGCUCGAGCCAACCAUGUAAAAACAAUGCAACUUGUAAUGAUCUAGUGAAUAGAUAUAAUUGCACGUGUAUACCGGGUUUUACUGGGUAUAACUGUGAUCAAGAUAUCCAAGAAUGCUUCAGUAAACCUUGUCAAAACGGAGGACAUUGUAAUGACCUUAUAAAUGAUUAUCACUGUUCGUGUCCAGCUGGUAUUUCUGGUAGAAAUUGUCAAAAUAAUAUUGAUGAGUGUCUCAGCCAUCCAUGUCAAAAUAUGGGAACGUGUGUUGAUAGGAUAAAUGGAUAUACCUGUACUUGCUUGAAUGGUUAUACGGGUAUCCAUUGUCAAAUAGAUAUCGAUGAAUGUGCAAGUUCACCAUGUUCUGCUAGUGGAGGAUACUGCGCUGACCACGUCAAUGGCUUUACUUGUCUAUGCAAGAAAGGUUACACAGGGAGGCUGUGCAGUUCAGUUAUUGAUAAUUGUGCAUCCUCUCCUUGUGUCCACGCAACGUUUUGUAUAAAUGCACUGAACGAUUUUAAUUGUAACUGUAAGCCUGGAUUUACUGGAAAGCGGUGUGAUGCAGAUAUUGAUGAAUGUAGGAGUAGGCCAUGUUCAAAUGGAGGUACCUGUAUAGACAGAGUAAACAGAUAUAUAUGUCAUUGUCGUACAGGAUAUACUGGACAAGUAUGUGAAAAAGACAUUGAUGACUGCGUUAACCACCCUUGCAAACAUGGCGGAUCAUGUGUUGACCAUGUGAAUGGUUUUAGUUGUCAGUGUUCUCAAGGUUACAGAGGUUUUCUGUGUGACAAAGGUAUCAAUCUUUGUCAUCUUCAGCCUUGUAAAAAUAACGGUAAAUGUACAGCUACAGGUCACACGUACCUUUGUACAUGUUCUAAUGGAUGGACUGGUGUUAAUUGUGAAACAAAGGUUAUAAAGGAUCAGAAUUGUUAUGAAACUGAUUACGCAGACUGCAGUUGUAUGCUUUCGAGAGAUCCAUCAAAAAAGGUGUUCAUCGCCAACGUUAUCAACAAGCGCAGUAUUAUUUCGUGUCUAGUAGGAACAUUAAUUGGCUUGUUAUCAAGUGUAGGUGGCUACUUUAUGUUUCUCAAAUUUUGUUCUGGAAUGGCUUCAUCUUGGACACCUCCAAAAUGGCCGAAACGUAUCAUUCCAUCUGAUUACCCGACAAGAUGGCCUACAUAUCCUGACAAACAUCUGGCUCCUGUUGAACGUCAUGGACCUACUAACAUCUACAGAUCGUCAAAUGAAAGUUUUGAGUUUGACAGGAGGGACUACACAAACAAACAUGACUGGGUAAACCUCCAUGGACGUUAUGGAUUCCAGUUCAGUAACGGUCCUGGUUGUGGUGACACAAUUCCUGUUGGUUCGUUUGCUGGUGGUUUGGUCGGUGGUAAUAGUCUAGCCUGUACACAAGGAUGUACACCCUCACAUAACAUCUCUAUGGGAGAUCUCAAUUAUUAUUGUGCAUCUUUUUUAAAGAAUGAUUGGGAGCAAGGUGACGAAUUCAUCAGUCAUCCAUUUCCAUCGUCUGGAAAGUUCAUAGUGUCAUAUACUGGGAGUCCUUGGAUUCACCACGACUACAGAACAGCAGGAAAUGUUUACUUCCAAACAACUAUUGAUCUCAGAGUAAGAAGUGACACAAAGCGACCAAAUUCUUCUCCAGUUACAUCCUCCUUACCUCAGUAUCAAAUACCAUUUGACUGUAUUACCAGUAUACAGCUUCCAGUAUAUGACCCCGAUGGAGAUGUUACCUCUUGUCGAUGGUCUGCUGGUGUGGAGUGUGGUGGCGUUUGCAAUGGGUUACCUGAAUCAAAACUAGAUUCACAAAGGUGUAUUUUAACAAUACAACCAAAGACUGUUACAGGAUUUAUCCACAAUGGAACCUACAUAGUCACCCUGACCGUCGAAGAUUCUCCACACACCACAAUCACAGUUGGUUCUAGUACUGUUAACCCAAAUACGGCACUGAGUCAGGUACCACUACAGUUUGUGGUAAAGACAGUGAAAAUUUCAACAACAUGUUCUGAUAUUCCACAAAUAACAAAACCGACUCCGUCAAAUGGACAAGUGUUUAUUGUCCCUACAGGAGAAACAUUCAAACAGAAAAUAUACGCAAAGUUUAAUUCGCCAGCUGUUAGGAUUCAGAAUAUUAUAACUUCGGUACCAUAUGGGACAUCAAAUACUCCAUUACAGAAUGAAGGUGACCAGGUAUAUAGCACAGAGUUUUCAUGGACACCUUUACCCAUUCAAUACUCUACAAACAUCAUAUGUUUUCAGGCCGUUGACGAUAGAGGAUUGUACAGCGAACAACAUUGCUUCACACUUCUAACAGGAGUGGAGGACCCGUGCACAGCAAACCCGUGUGAACAUGGCGGUUCGUGUCAAGUGCAGUUAGACAGCUUUGUGUGCGCAUGUACACCGCAAUAUGAAGGGAGAAACUGUUCAAUAGAUAUAAAUGAUUGCUUAAGUUCUCCUUGCAAAAAUGGUGGCACAUGUUGGGACCAAGUCGGUGGAUAUAAAUGUUUCUGUCCAAUUGGUUUUAUGGGGGACGAAUGCCUAGCAAUUGAUUAUUGUGCCUCCUCUCCUUGUCAGAAUUUCGGAACCUGCACAACAACAAAUACUAGUUAUACAUGCACGUGUGGUCCUGGAUACUCUGGUCAUAACUGCAAUAUAGAUUUGGACGAGUGUGCCAGCAGCCCGUGUGAGAACGGCGGAACAUGUACAGAUAUGGUUGGUGAUUUCUUCUGCGAAUGUCCUAUUGAAUACAAAGGCAAAAACUGCAGCACUCCACAUGAUUUUUGUAAUCCAAACCCGUGUGCUAACAAUGGUGUAUGUACAAACUACAAAGAUAGUUACAGAUGUUCCUGUCCGAGUGGGUACAUAGGUCUGGAUUGUGAAAUCUAUCAGCCUGAGAGUUGUGGUGUUGAUGAUGACAAUCACUGUAUGUGUUUACUGAAUGGCCGUCGUGUAAAGUUACCAUUCCCACAACCCAAGGCAGAAGGGUUUUCAGCAGAUGAUUUAAUAGCUGGUGUUGUUGGAAUACCUAUAGGAAUAGCUACAGGUUUACUUAUGUGUGUUCUCUGGCAUAAACUUAUCAGACCAAGAUGUUUUAAUAGAAGUGACGGCGUUCGUGGACCCCGAUCAAGGCCAUCAUCGACGAGUUCAGACAGGUCGCUUCUCAGUAGAAGUACAGCUUCACCAAGUGAGAUUCGAGCCAGUGUUCAUUCGCCAAUUUCAACCAUAAGUGAUCCUCCAUCUUAUACAAAUCUUUACAGAAAUAAUCGUGCAUCGGACUGGAGUCCACGAUGAAAAACUAGUUUACGUCAGUUGUAAAUAUACUAAUGGGUGCUAAAUCAAACAAUUAAUCUGUGAUAGCUAAACGAUUUAUUGUAUGAU
This is a messenger RNA of Mytilus trossulus (common blue mussel), 13527 nucleotides long. RefSeq lists its product as uncharacterized. The transcript is spliced from 107 exons. NCBI's taxonomy places the organism in Eukaryota, Metazoa, Mollusca, Bivalvia, Mytilida, Mytilidae. The record is from RefSeq and is a predicted model, not a curated record. Bases 1 to 13440 code for a protein of 4479 amino acids. Gene Ontology annotation, cellular component: protein-containing complex; plasma membrane. Gene Ontology annotation, biological process: establishment or maintenance of epithelial cell apical/basal polarity; heterophilic cell-cell adhesion. Gene Ontology annotation, molecular function: calcium ion binding.